Messenger RNA from Syzygium oleosum, 1478 nucleotides. Its product is annotated as expansin-A10-like. Lineage: Eukaryota; Viridiplantae; Streptophyta; Magnoliopsida; Myrtales; Myrtaceae. Gene Ontology annotation, biological process: plant-type cell wall organization. The transcript has 3 exons. Bases 109 to 852 code for a protein of 247 amino acids. The record is from RefSeq and is a predicted model, not a curated record. Gene Ontology annotation, cellular component: extracellular region.
CCUCCUCACUUCUCUCCCUGGCCUUUCACCUAAAGUUCCAAGCUGCUCUCUCUCUCUCUCUCUCUCUCUCUCUCAUCUUGGGCUGAAACUUCUCGCUGCAAGCCAAAAAUGGGUUCUCUUGGAUUCACCAUUGUGGCCUUCCUCGCAUUGCUGAAGACAGUCCAAAGUGAUGGGAGUGCAUGGACCAGUGCCCAUGCCACUUUCUAUGGAGGCGGUGAUGCUUCUGGAACAAUGGGUGGGGCUUGUGGGUAUGGGAAUCUAAUUAGCCAAGGAUAUGGCACAAACACAGCUGCCCUGAGCACCGCCCUGUUCAACAAUGGGCAGAGCUGUGGAGCAUGCUAUGAGAUCCAGUGUGUGAAUGACAACCAGUGGUGCUUGCCUGGUUCCAUCAUCAUCACUGCCACCAAUUUCUGCCCUCCUAACCUUGCCCUUCCUAAUGACAAUGGAGGAUGGUGCAAUCCCCCUCUGGAGCACUUCGACCUCGCCCAGCCGGUCUUCCAACAGAUUGCUCAGUACAAAGCCGGAAUAGUUCCUGUUCAGUACAGAAGGGUGUCUUGUGUGAGGACGGGUGGCAUCAGAUUCACCAUCAACGGCCACUCUUACUUCAACCUUGUCCUGAUAACCAACGUCGGCGGCGCCGGGGACGUGGUGGCGGUGUCAAUCAAAGGCUCCAACACCGACUGGCAAACCAUGUCUAGGAAUUGGGGCCAGAACUGGCAGAGCAACUCGUACCUCAACGGCCAGGCCCUCUCCUUCAAGGUCACCACCAGCGACGGCCGCACCUCGAUCUCCAACGAGGCGGCCCCACCCAAUUGGUCCUUCGGCCAGACAUUCAGCGGGUCCCAAGUCUAAACCCGACCGCCCCCCCCCCCGAAAAACCAAAACGCUAACAAAAACUAAACCCUUUUAACCCAAUGAAGGGCCUAAUUUUAAUUUCCUUCAGUCAAACAUAGGCUACUAAACAUAACAUGUGACAUUAUGUAUGUGGUUGGUCAUGUGGUGUUCCUGGCCCCUGCGGGUGGGCCUCUUUAGGAGUGGCCCCAAAGUCGGUUCCCCUCGCUCACGCUCUCUAUUCAAAUGAGCGUAGCUGUGGUGUCCUGUCGUGUCGUGUGCAACGGAGGCGAUCUACACAUCGUAGGAGGCCUCUUUUUAUAACUUUACUUAUUAUACAGAAAAAAAUCAUUUUGGCUGAGGUGAAUGAGGAAUGGUCACCCGCCCUGGAAAAUGCACUGUCCAAUGUAAUUCGAGGCUUCCCUUCUCAGUAAGAACGAGGUUGUGGAAGACUCUUUUAGCAGCUGGCUUUUCUUUUUCUUUUGCUGUUGUUUUGGAAGCUCAGGGAAGCACUGAGUUUGAGCAGUGACAGACCUUUUUGUACACGGCUAAUCAAGCUGAUGGUGUACCUGAAACACUUUGUAAACUACGUAUCCUAUGUAAUUUCGUUCUUGGGUGCUUGCAGUUUAAUGUUAAAAGUUCCGAAA